AUGCCUCCGGUCCAGCUGACAGAAGCUCAACCACAGUUCAGGGCGCCGGCGUCGACUUUCACGAGUGUUUAUCCUGUCAAGCGGUAUGACCUGUCUGGAUACCAGAACACUCUAGCUAGCCCCCGUAACGGGUACAUCCUGGACGGAGUUGCACAGGAGAUAGACAUCGCCACCGGUCGUGCCAUCUGGACGUGGAGCGCGCUAGACCACGUCCACCCGUCGCAGUGCUACCUGCCACCCGGAACCUCAGGGUCACGAGAUUCGCCGUGGGACUACUUCCACAUCAACAGCAUUGAGAAAGACUCGAAGGGCAACUAUCUUAUCAGCUCGCGUCACUGCAGCGCGGUAUACUACGUGCGCGGGAGCGACGGCGCGAUUCUUUGGACUCUAGGUGGCCGCAAUUCGUCCUUCCGUCAGGAUCGCCGGACAUCCUUCUCCUUCCAGCACGACGCUCGCUGGCACGAUGACGAGACGACUAUAAGUUUGUUCGACAACGCCGCUACCGGCGGUCGAGGCUCUACUGCUCGUGGCCUCCACCUUCGACCCAACUCCAACAGUGGCACCGUCGACUUCAUUCAGGAAAUGCUUCCUUACCUGCGCACGCCUAGUCUCAGCCAGGGCAAUGUCGACCGUCAGGGUAACGGCAACUGGAUUCUGGGCUGGGGCAACAUUCCCUACGUCAGCGAGACGUCUCAGAGUGGAGAGCUGCUCUGGGCAGGACAGUUCGGAUACGGCGACGUUCAGAGUUAUACUGCUCACCGAGCCAAAUGGGUUGGCUACCCAAACACGAAACCCGAUCUUGCCAUCCGGAAGAACAACCAGGGCUACACAGUCUUCAGCUGUCUGGCCGCCCGAACAGUCCAAGUCUUGCACUCCCACUAUCUCCUCGUUGCACACAACUCUUCCCUCCUCUUCCACUCUGUGCUCCUCCAGAGGGUCUCUACCGUUACACCCAACUGGCGACCAUCCGAUCUCGACGACUUUCUCCAUCUCUCAACAAAGCGGACCGUUCUCGUCGGCUCAUCUACCUAUAAUAUAGGCUCAUCUCCACCUCAGCAUCGUCUUCAGAGGACCUCCCUCACUGCGUUCACUAUCGUCUCUCUUCAUUGUCUCCCUCCCGCCCCACCAUCUCUGAUCAGCAACUGCGCCAUCUCUGACCAACCUCGACGAGUCUGUCAAGACAUGCAGCGCGACUUUGACGAAAGGGAUCGUCACGACUCUCGCUUCCCUCUUCCUCCUGAGCGACCUAGCCACCGUUCGGCUUUCCUCCAUGGCCUUCCUCCACCAAUGCCACCGUCGCCGCGAGGCUACUACCCGCCUUCCCCCGGCAAGCGAGAGGCUCCCAGCCCCGGCGGCGGCAUGACCGAUCCCAAUGGGUGGUCUUCCGGUCCGCCUAUGAACGGCAGCAGGUCUGCCAUGGAGCGCGACAUGUCUUCCGCCGGUUCCGCCAGGAGUCGAUGGUCUCCUCCGCCCAUGCACAUGCGAAACAUGUCACCUCGCAUGGGUGAUCGUCUUCCGCCGCUCGCCGAUUACCCCCCAAUGAUGAGACACCACUGGGACAGCACACCCCAUGUCCUCAAGCCUUCUUCUCACCCACCUCAUGACCCCAAUCGAUCCCCUCACUCCCACCCGUCUUCCUAUCGCAACCAGGGUACUCCAGGUCCCGAGCAGCAGAGGGAGUCGGCUUACUACAGGCCUCCGACCGCUCCCUCCCGCGGCAACACAAGAAGCCCAGAGUCAAGGGUUCCCAACGGCAAUGUUAUCGCUACACCCGAGGCAAUCAAUGGGAACGCUACCAACCCUUCCAACAACCUUAGUGCCCCUGCUAACGGCACUAAGCACCCGGCUCCAGCCGCAAGCUCGACGGAUCCCCCGUCUGAGCCACCCAAGAAGAAGAAGCGUCGUCAAGCCUUCUCGUGCGCGGAGUGCGCGAAGCGAAAGCAGAAGUGUAACAGGGAGACCCCUUGCCAGCACUGUGUAAACCGCAAGGUUCCCCACCUGUGUAUCCCCAGCUCACGCCUGAAUUCGCCACCCUCGAGAGCCAAGCCUGCGGCAAAGACGGACGGUGACAAAUCAGCUGCAACUGGCAAGACGGAUGAGCGCACGACCACGACGCCUAUGCCGGCUCUGGGGGGUCGUGUGAGCAGGAUCGAGCGCAUGCUGAACGCUGUGCUGAAUAGGAUAGACGGACUGGACAGCACCGCCCUUGCGGACUGGCGACUUUUGCAUGCUCGCGCGGAAUCUCCGCCUCCUCAACACGGUGCUGAUGUUAAACGACCUCCUUUGCAGAUCAAUGGAUCCUCGAACGGUUCUCUUGGAUCGGUGGUUUCUAUGCAGAGCUCCAUUACGGGAAGUGUUGGUGGAGCGCUCGCAGGCAACGACACCCUUGCGAAUCAGGUGGUGGACAGCGGACCCUGGUCGGUGUUGCAACGGACCUCUCAAACCGAUCUUCCUCCGCAUGAAGAGGCCAACGCUUUGAUUGCCUUCUUCUUCUCCGACAUUAAUGACCUGCACUAUCCUAUCGACAAGCGUGCAUUCCUGCGAGCCUACGACGCUUUGUACACCUCGAACCUCGAGGAGCAAACCUCACCUGCGACAUUGACCGCCCUGCCUCUCGUCUAUGCCGUGCUUGCAUUCGCCUACAGGCUGGCACCUGAUCAUCUUGUUCCCGGUGGUGAGCGUGACCGUCUCAAGCGUAGCCAGCAGCUCGUUUGGAAUGCCAAGUGCACGAUUCCCUUGGCUUCGUCUAUCAGCGAGGCGGAUGCCACUCAGCUCGUCGAGGCUCGUUUGAUCGAGGCCCGCAUCAUCCUGGGUCUGUAUCAGCUCCAAGUGGAGCGCGCGCUUGAGGAUGCUUGGGUGACGUUCCGGACGGCGAUUGCGAUGGGGACGGCGAUCAACCUUCACCGCGACGGGUCCCAGCUCGGCUUAGACGCCUUGGCUACCGAGUAUCGUCGCCGGCUGUGGUCCUACCUGUGCCACGCCGAUGCUACUACAAGCGCGAUUGUCUCGCAUCCCAUGACGAUCAACCCCACCAGCUACGACGCGGAUACUCCUUCCAACGUGAACCUGGAAGAGCUCACAGUUCACGCUGUGAAACCGAAACCCAUGGACGAGCCAACGACUGCUACCUUCAUCGUUUUGCGCUCUCAGCUCGCUCACAUUGUUGGUCGCAUUACGUCUCAGUUCCAGAGACUGAGGGGCUCUAUGCACUAUGACGAGGUCCUCUCGAUCGACCGGGAGCUUCAGGACUUCACCGACUCCCUCCCCCCUCAAUUCCGCAUCAUGGAUACCGAUACCUCCAAGGACAAGGGUGAGCUGAGAACAUCGUCCCGUGGAACUGACCACUCAGAUCUGCCGCAUCUUACUGUUCAGAGGCUGUUCAUUCAAUCCGAAAUAUUGCACUAUGGCAUCGUGCUUCAUCGCCCCUGGGCGCUCCGUGACUUCUCCAAGUCUCCGGAGAAGCACGCACACUCGCGCAACCGCCUUAUCGAGGCUGCCAUUUUGACGCUCAAGGUCCGUGGCGGUUAUGCCGAUGCCAAGGUUCCCGAAGUGUUGGAACCUCUGCUUUCUGGAUCGACUUACGAUUUCAACGCCGCAUUCAUCGCCGGUCUUGGACUCCACGCCGACCCUAGCUGUCCCCGCUGCCCCGACCUUUGGGACAUUAUGGAGAAGUACACACGCCAGCACCCCUACGACCCAGACAAUAAGGAGACCGUCAUUGUGUACACGUUCUACAGGCGUGCUCUGCAGGACAAGGAGAACCGCUGCCGCGGCGGGUCCGACUCUGCGCGGCCUACUAUGGCCAACCUCCUGGUCAAUGGCAAGCAAGGCAAUGACGAUCCUCAGCAAUUGAUUGACCAGUUCCUGUCUGCCAAUGCUGGGUUCAUUGAGAGCAGGCGCCCUCGCGACUUGACAGCACUUGGUUUCGGUGCUCCUCCUGACCCUUCUCCAAGCAGCGUCAAGAAUGAGCAAGAGGAGAAGAACCCCAGCCUCAGCAUUGGCGCCGUGCCUGCUCGUCUAAUCAAAGUUCAGGAUGGCCAGACCGCCGAGGAGGUCAAUACCCCCGAAUUCUUCAACCGGCUUAUUGAUGGUGAGUACAUGAUCGAAAUCACGCGCCGCUUAGUUGCUUUCAAGCCUCCGGGGGAGGGACUGUUCUUUAUACCCGCGGAGACGCCAGAAUGUCUGCUGAUGACAGCUAUACACCAAUACCGCGCCCCACAGUGA
Molecule: messenger RNA, 4224 nt
Organism: Trichosporon asahii var. asahii CBS 2479
Lineage: Eukaryota; Fungi; Basidiomycota; Tremellomycetes; Trichosporonales; Trichosporonaceae
Exons: 8
Coding region: 1-4224 (1407 amino acids)
Biological process (GO): DNA-templated transcription; regulation of DNA-templated transcription
Molecular function (GO): DNA binding; zinc ion binding; DNA-binding transcription factor activity, RNA polymerase II-specific
Source: RefSeq, a predicted model, not a curated record